Molecule: messenger RNA, 1974 nt
Organism: Stegastes partitus (bicolor damselfish)
Lineage: Eukaryota; Metazoa; Chordata; Actinopteri; Pomacentridae
Gene: anos1a
Product: anosmin 1a
Exons: 14
Coding region: 1-1974 (657 amino acids)
Biological process (GO): neuron differentiation
Cellular component (GO): extracellular region; cell surface
Molecular function (GO): protein binding; peptidase inhibitor activity
Source: RefSeq, a predicted model, not a curated record
AUGCUGCCCACAAGCUGCGGUGCCAAGACGCGUCUGUCUCUAUGGAUUAUUUUCCUCUGCGUGUCCAUCGUGUGCGCCAGGAAGGAGCACGCUGAUGCUGAUGAUGCUGAUGAGUCCUGGCCGGAGAGUGUUUCCAGGGCGAGGUGUGCGUCGCGGUGCCUCAGCUUGCACAGCGUCGCUGCGCUCUCCACACCUCUGCAGAAUAAUGGAUCUCUGGGCUGGUGUCAUAAUCAUAAACAGUGCGCAAAGUGCCUGGAGCCCUGCAAAGAUUCCUGGGAGAUGAAGAGGAAAAGCAACUGCAGAGAACUGUGUGAGCGGGUGUUUCCUAAAAAGCACUGGGAGUGUGUGACCAGCUGUGAGUUUCUUCAGUCGGUGCUGGAGGUGAAACAGGGCGUCUGUCCGCCUCCAGAGAGAGCCAGCGGCUUUGCAGCUGCCUGCGUGGAGAGCUGCGAUCAGGACAGAGAAUGUCCGGCUCAGAAGAAGUGCUGCUCAAAUGGCUGCGGCCACACCUGCCAGUCUCCCAAAGACCUCUAUAAGGGUGCUCCUCUGAAGCCAAGGAAGGAGCUGGGCUUUGAGGAACUCUCCUCCGGCCGGCUGGAGGUACGCUGGUCCUCCCGCUUCAACAUCUCUGCAGAGCCUGUCGUCUACAUCCUGCAGAGGAGGUGGAACUUUGGCAUCCAGCCCAGUGAGGACGCCGCCACCUCCUGGCAGGUGGUUGCACAGACCACAGAUCAGGGAGCGAGGCUGUCCGACAUCAGGCCCGGUCGCUGGUACCAGUUCAGAGUGGCAGCCGUCAACACCCACGGAACCAGAGGUUUCACCACACCCAGCAGACACAUCCACUCCAGCAGAGACCCCUCCAACCCUCCGGCUCCCACUGAGCUGAAAAUGGUCAACAUGAGCUUCGGCCCCGGCAGGACUGUGUCGGCCAGGAUCCAGUGGACCAUGCCGGCCGACCUGGACGUCCCCAUCCACCACUACAAGGUCAGCUGGAGCUGGACGGCGGUUGGACAUUCCUCUGCCUCAUCGCUGACCAAGAGGAGGAAGACAGUCAGAGAGAGCCACGUGGAGCUGGACAGCAUGCGGUCGAACCGGAGCUACAGCGUGGAGGUCCAAGCCGUGUCCUACUGGGGACAAACGCAGCUCAAAGGACCUCGAGCUGUCCUCUACUUCACCACACAGCGCGGUAUAACUGUUCCAAGGAACCCGACAGGUGACAUCCUGGAUGUUGGGACGCCGUUCUACCAGGAUGGACAGCUCCAGGUUCAUGUUUACUGGCAGCGUAGCACAGAUCCUUCAGUUGAAUUCUACAGAAUCCAGUGGGGACCAGAGUACUGUGGAUACAACCAGACCAGACCCAUGGAGAAGACCACCACCCAGGAGAGCUUUACCAGCCUGAGGGGUUUGCUUUUCUCCUGCAAGUAUAAAGUCCUUCUGCAGCCACUCAGCAAGAAAAGCCGUCCUCUGGCAGAAAGCACCAGCUUCCUCACUCCGUCCUGCGCCACCAUACAGGCCAAGAGUCCGAAACCCAUCGUCUGUUCUGGAGAAACAGCUGUGUCCACUCAGAAGGUCCUGGUGAAGGCAGCCAACCUGACAGCAUCUUUUGAGGUCAGAGGUGGCAAUGUGACGGCCAUCUUUAGCUGGGAUUUGUCCAUGAAUCCCCCCCACCAGCAGCUGACUGGCUACCAGGUGACCUGGGCGGAGGUCAUCCCCACCAACCGCCACAGCAACAACAAGCUGCCUCACAGCCUCAUCUCCCAGUCCCAGAUCCUUCCACCGGAUGGGAAAGUUCUGGUGGUGUCAGGCCUGCACCCUGCCAGUCUGUACAGGUUGGAGGUCCAGGCCAUCACAGCAGAGGGUGAAGGUCCAGCAACCAGCAGAACCUUUCAGACUCCCGGAUACCAGAGCGCCCCGAAGCACAAAUCCAGGCUGAGGAAGCAUCACCAUAAACAACCGGUCUUUGAGAGGCACUGA